Drosophila elegans is the source of this 932-nucleotide messenger RNA. Its product is annotated as prisilkin-39. Bases 15 to 737 code for a protein of 240 amino acids. The transcript has a single exon. NCBI's taxonomy places the organism in Eukaryota, Metazoa, Arthropoda, Insecta, Diptera, Drosophilidae. The record is from RefSeq and is a predicted model, not a curated record.
UCGACGGUCACGGAAUGUUUUUACCCGCGCGAUUGGCUCUAUUGAGCCUUCUUAUUUCGUUGUCCCACGGGCAAAGGAGUAAAUCGAGGCAGGAUCAGCCGCAGGGCAGGACCCUGGGUCUAUUGACGCCUCUUUUACUGGGAGGUGGUGGUCCGCUCUUCGAUGUUCCACCUCCAAUCAGACCUGGUGGUGGAUCGGCAUCUUCAGGUGGUGGCGCAGGCACUCAAUCGGAUCCUCUGGACUCGUACUACGGCGCCAGUUAUCCCAGCUAUGGAUAUAGGCCCAACUAUGGAUACGGCUAUCCCAAUUACGGCUACAACUAUGGAUAUCCCAGCUUGGGCUAUGGCUAUGCCCAGAACUAUUAUAGACCCAACUACUACAACUAUGGUGGCUACCAGAGACCGCAGCAGUAUUACGGUUACAGGCCGAAUUAUAGUUCCAUAGGUGCAUCUGCGGGUUAUCCUUCUUAUGGAGGAUAUGGUGGUACAGCUAGCAUAUCUAGUUCACCCACAUCAUCGGCAAUUGGAGUGGGAUCAGGAGCAGGAGCAGUAUCUGGAGCUGGAGCUGGUAGUUCACAGCUAUCCACCGCUCAACAAGCCCAAUUAGCAGGCAUUUUGGGCCAGGCUUUGGGUAGCAGUCUACGCCCCCUUCUAGCAAACGGGGGCGGGGCAGCGGGCGCAAAUGGGGCGGGCGCUAAUCCUCAAGCGCUGAGCGGGCUACUCAGUUUGCUCGGCUAGGCCAUAAAUCCGUCAGUACUAAUAGCAAUCACACGAUUAAGUCAUUGAAACUACAUUACAGAUUUUCGCAGUUACAAUUUUUCCAUUCUUCUAGAAUUAGCUGAAAAUAAUCAAAUUUCUUCUUCUUUUUAAUAAUUUCUUUUUCUUUUCAUUUUGAAUCAUCUCUUCAUUUAUGAAUAUACAAAUCAAAUCUGU